AUGAAGUACCUCUUGCAAGCGAUCGAGGCGAAGCGCGCCGCGGUCAAGCUCGACGAUGGCGAGCUGCGCGAACUGCUCACCGAGGUAUGCAAGGGCCGCGACGAGCGCGAGGAAUUCCUCGAGUCGAUCGACCGCAUCAUCACCGAGCUCAAGAACUACACUGAGCACUCCACCGCCUUCCUGUCCAAGGUGAGCAAGCGCGAUGCGCCCGACUACUACGACGUGAUCAAGCAUCCCAUGGACCUCGGCUCCAUGCAGAAGAAGGUCAAGUCUGGACAGUACAAGACCAAGAAGCAGUUCGCGCACGACCUCAACCUCAUCUGGGACAACUGUCUGCUGUACAACUCGGACCCCACGCAUCCGCUCCGGCGCAACGUCCAGUUCAUGCGCAAAAAGGCGGAUCAUCUGCUCGAGUUCAUCAGCGACAAGAGCGACGUCAAGAGCGCGCUCGUCCAGUGGGGGCUGCACGACUCCAAGCCCACGCCAGCCAGCGGCGCCGUCAACGGGCAUACCACAGACGCCGCGAAUGCAGCGUCUGGAGCGCAAGAGCCGGCGAACGGAAACGCUGCAGCACAGCAGGCGGAAGCACCGCGGGGGAGGAACACCAGCCACAUCGCAUUUGAAGAGCAGGAAGCCUUUGUUCGCACGCCACAUUCCAUGCUCGCCUUUGCCAACAUCGACGCCGGGCUGCAGCAGCUCGAGCACGCCGAGGCCGGGCCGAGUUCGCGGCCGCUGCUGGCGCCGUCGAAGCUGGUGGAUGCCAUGGCGGCGGUGCGCGACGAUGCGCACGACGAUCCUCUGAGCAGCGUGCUGCCGGGCAUCUUUGCAGCGCCGAGCAGCAAGGGCAAGGAGAAGGCGACGCCGGAAGUCACUCGGCAGUCGCAGCCGCCGUCGCAGGCCGAGUCGGUCGCAUCAGCACGCAGCACGCCUGCGCGCGAGGUGGCGGCGCGCGACGCGUGUGCCGACUGGUUCACGGUGGCCGCAUCGGCAGAGAUGAUGACGGGCGGGCUGCCGCGGUUGGCGUCGUCGGCGAUGGCUGUGCCGCCACCACCCGCGGCGGGUAGGAAGCGCAAGGCGUUCCACCAGGUGCCUGCGACGCGGCGGCGCGGGCUGGCGGGCAAGAUCGCGCGCAACGUGCGCACGCUGCAGCGCGUGCAGCAGACGCACAACAAGUUUCUGGCACUCGCGCACCACGUCGAAAACGAAGCGCCCAUCCCGGCGUACCUCACGAGCAUGUCGUCGGACGAAGAGUCGGACUACCCUUCCGACGACGAGGUCGAACCGCGCGAGCCGGCGCGGCAUCCACUUGCACGCAUUUCGGGCGCAUCGGCACACGAGCACGCGUCGUACAACGUGCGCAUGCUCCUCGCCCACCACGGCUUCGAAGGCGGCCACCGUGCAGCCGUCGACGUGCUCACCGACGCGCUGGGCGAGUUUAUGGGCAACCUCGGGCGGAUGCUACGCAUCUACUCGGAUCGAUACGCCUCGUCGAUGUCGGCGGAGGAGAUGGUGCUGCACACGCUCCACGAAGGCGGAGGUGCCGACGUACGGGGACUGGAGAACUACAUCCGCAACGAUGUCGAGCGCAGCGGUACCAAGACCGCCGAGCUUCUGCGUAAGCUGCGCAGCAGCUACCGCGAGCAGUUCAGCCUGUCGACCGAGCGCGGGGUGAUCGAGGACGAGGCGCUGUUUGCCGACAACGGCGAGGCGCUGGUGGCGGGCAACUUCGCCGAGGAUCUGGGCGACGACUACUUUGGCUUCCGCGAGCUCGGGCUGGACAAGGAGCUGGGCAUGAGCGGACUGACUGUGCCGACGCGGCUGUUCUACGGGCGUGCGCGAGCGAGCAAUACGGCCAUGGCUGCGAGGGGGGCGGUGAAAGAGGAGGUGUUGGCGUAUCCACCCCCGCCCGAGCCGGUGGCCUUGACAGCAGCGGCGGUGGGAAGCCAAAUCGCGCUGCUGCAUGGGUUCUACCAGGACAGGUUGAGGGAGCACCGUCAGCGCGUAAAGCAUGCGCACGAACAAGCGGCCGAGGAAGAGGAGAGGGAGCAGGUGGAUCCAGUCGUGGCGGCCGCGACACUGCCCGAGCACGAACAGGAAAAGCAGCGCUACAAAGUGCCGCCGACGGGCAAGAUGCCUCGGCGCAUCAUGUGGAGUGCGGCGCUGGAAAGGAAACAGGCUGCCGAGAGGGUGGCAGCCGAAAAGCCGAGUGUGCCCCCGCCGCCACUGGCAGCCAAGAUGUCGACGGGAGGAACGGUCAAGACGGCGAAAAAGGGCGAGCUCAAGAAGAACGCCAUCACGGCAUGA
This is a messenger RNA of Moesziomyces aphidis, 2304 nucleotides long. Lineage: Eukaryota; Fungi; Basidiomycota; Ustilaginomycetes; Ustilaginales; Ustilaginaceae. The record is from the annotation of a GenBank genome assembly.